CAACAUACAAGUUGGUUUUGAAGGAAAAUGCCUCAUCUCUGAAAUAUCUGACAUAACAAUGGAUUUUAUUAAAUGUGUUCCACCAAAAAACGUUCCUCGAACAAAUAAGUCAGAUGUAAAUACAGUUCAUGUUAUAGUGGUAGUUGGUAAGAUCACAGCGUACAUCGGAGACUUACAGUAUAAAGAAGACGACAAUCAGUUUUCUCUUAUUAUUGGACUUUUAACUGGCGGGUUGGUGACAUCUAUUAUUAUUGGUUUUACAGCUGUAUUUAUUUCACGGAGGAGUAAGAAAAGAUUUAUGGUAAAAUGCAAAAUGGAAAUGAGCAAAGACUUGUCUGAGAGGAGAGAAAACUCAGGGAAUAAUGAUGAACUUAGACGCAUUGAGGGAAAUGAGAUGGCAUAUAGUGAAAUAAAUCCAGCUAGGCAAUUUGAUAGUCAUACAAAUAGUAUAAGUCAUCAAGACGUGCAUAAUGGAUACGAAAAACUCGGCCCUUGUUCUCCUACAAACCCUUAUAAUUGGCUUCAACAAUCGGCUACUGACAACCAAAUAGCAGACAAAGAAAUCGGGAAUAAUGAUGAACUUAGACGCAUUGAGGGAAUUGAGAUGGCAUAUAGUGAAAUAAAUCCAGCUGCGGAAUUAAAUAGUAAUACAAAUAGUAAAAGUCAUCAAGACGUGCAUAAUGAAUACGAAAAACUCGGUCCUUGUUCUCCUACAAACCCUUAUAAUUGGCUACAACAAUCGGCUACUGACAACCAAAUAGCAGACAAGGAAAUCGGGAAUAAUGAUGAACUUAGACGCAUUGAGGGAAAUGAGAUGGCAUAUAGUGAAAUAAAUCCAGCUGCGGAAUUAAAUAGUAAUAUAAAUAGUAAAGGUCAUCAAGACGUGCAUAAUGAAUACGAAAAACUCGGUCCUUGUUCUCCUACAAACCCUUAUAAUUGGCUACAACAAUCGGCUACUGACAACCAAAUAGCAGACAAAGAAAUCGGGAAUAAUGAUGAACUUAAACGCAUUGAGGGAAAUGAGAUGGCAUAUAGUGAAAUAAAUCCAGCUGCGGAAUUAAAUAGUAAUACUAAUAGUAUAGGUCAUCAAGACGUGCAUAAUGAAUACGAAAAACUCGGUCCUUGUUCUCCUACAAACCCUUAUAAUUGGCUACAACAAUCGGCUACUGACAACCAAAUAGCAGACAAAGAAAUCGGGAAUAAUGAUGAACUUAAACGCAUUGAGGGAAAUGAGAUGGCAUAUAGUGAAAUAAAUCCAGCUGCGGAAUUAAAUAGUAAUACUCAUAGUAUAGGUCAUCAAGACGUGCAUAAUGAAUACGAAAAACUCGGUCCUUGUUCUCCUACAAACCCUUAUAAUUGGCUACAACAAUCGGCUACUGACAACCAAAUGCGAAACAUGAUAAAUGUUGAUAAUUGUACUGUAUCGGCCUGUGAUUACAUGAACCUUAAAUUGUAGGAUAAAUCAAACACAGUUUCUUUUAAACUAUUGUCAGCACUGUGACCUUUGUCAACAUUCGUAACCAUUUUAUUUUAUGAAGAGGUCGGAAGGGUGGGUAAUGGAAGCGGGAUAUUUGUGUUAUUGUGUGUACUGUUUUCUAACGAGACAUAUGUAUGGUUUUAUUUGUAGUUUUUCUCGUGACUUGAAACACAUAUGCAAAUAUCUGUGGUAACAAGCUUAAGUGCCACAAUAUCAUUUCUAUUAUCAUAACCAUUGCAUACACAUAGGUUCAGAUUGCGAAAUAUGUAUAGGAAUAUUCAACUUUUUACUUACAUUUGUAAACUAUACAGUGGUUUCAAAAAAUUUAGCCAGCAGUACCCAAAUGUUCCUUUAUACACUUUAUGAACUUGUAUAAUCUUUCUCUGGCCUUUUGGUUAAUUUGCUCAUCAGUAUUUAUAAAUUUUUAUGUACUAAUAAGAGCCAAAUAGUUACUGUAUAUUUUGUCAUUAACAAAAAUGGACAUUCUUACAUAUACAUGAUAUAAAUUAAUGCUAUUUGUCUCCUAUGCUACCAAGAUUACAACGAUGACAUGUUCAAUUUUAUCAAUAUUUUUUCACUUCCUUGUUUCUAAUGAGAGCCUGUGGCUUGUGGUUCUAUAUUAACAUUAUAUAAUUAUUUCUUGCGAAUCAAGUAUUUCAAAAUAUUUUUUAUCAAAAUUUAAUUCUAUUAGUAACCUAAAAAUUCUGAAAUGUCAUGACUAAGUACUUUUGUAGACUUUUGUAAUUGUGUUUUCCAUUAUUGUUUAUAUUGGUCUUGUAUUCCUAGCUAUAGUGCACUUUUAACCAUAUAUCGUAACAAAAACCUUAAGUAAUCUAUAUUUUUGAAAAGUUUCAUUCAUCCAAUAUAUUCCUAACCUUACUUACAAACAAUGUACAUACAUUAUUAACAGUAAAUAUAGUUUUUAAUAGUGUAUGUGCGAUAGAAGAUAACUUGGUUGUUUUUAGCAGAUCCCAAUUUACACCAAUAAGAUUAUUUUAAUAUCAAUGUCCAAAGAAUAUUUACCAAAUUCGCUAUAUACCAUAUAGCUAUAUAUUUUUUUAGUUUCAAAAGGAGUUUACAGAAUUGCAGAUGGAUUCUUUCUGCAAUUUCAACAUAACCAUGCCCCCAAAUUCCAAAUCAAUACAGUAGUAUGGGUUUCACAACUAUAUUGAAAAGAUCUAAGUGACAUUGACUGGAAAGGUGGUGUACGCUGCCCGAUUUCAACACAUUAAACACUGCUUGUGUGGCCUUUUCUGUUAAGUGCGUGAGGGCUAUUGAAGAAUUACCAGUUCUAUUUAAUACUAUACCAAAAUAGUUAAUUCUUUAACAAUUUCAAUAUCAGUGCCAUCUAUUUUAAAAUGUAAAGCAGUGGGGGCAAUAAGGUCCUUAUGUGGCUUAAAUAUUAUUGCAAAUUUAAAAGUUAUCAUAAGUUUGUCCUAACUAGACGUAGGUUCAAGGUAUUCAGGAAAUAAAUACCAAUUUCACAUUUAACGAAUAACUAUGGAAACAAACCAUGACGAAAUUUCUAUAAUUUGUAAAAUUUCUUAAUUUCCCUUGUUUUUCAUCAAAUUUUUAGUAUAAUUUAGUGUG
This is a messenger RNA of Mytilus trossulus (common blue mussel), 3067 nucleotides long. RefSeq lists its product as uncharacterized. The transcript has 4 exons. NCBI's taxonomy places the organism in Eukaryota, Metazoa, Mollusca, Bivalvia, Mytilida, Mytilidae. The record is from RefSeq and is a predicted model, not a curated record. Bases 59 to 1456 code for a protein of 465 amino acids.